GCGCAAUGUCGGGGCCAUACGGUUACGGAGGAUACGGGGGCUAUAAUAACGCUCCCGGGCCCGGGGGGUACGGGUACCCCCGACCUGGGUACCCUCCCGGACAAGCCCAGGCUCGCCCAGCAGGCUAUCCGCCCGGUCAGCAGCCCCCACCUGCUGGCCCUCCUCAGGGGUACGGACCUCCUAGACAACAAUACCCACCUGGGCAGCAGACCGGUUACCAAGGUUACCAGCAACAACCUGGAUACGGCAUGCCAGGAUACCGACCUCCUGCAGCACAGCCUCAGGGAUACACGCCAGUUCCGGGUACUACAGCCGGCUACACACCACCCAUCUCUCAACCGCCCCCCAUGGCAACCUCCGGCCACGGUCCCAUGGUAACGGCAGGCCACGUUCCUACAGUCAGUUCAGCCAACAGGCCCCCGAUGUACGCGCAGCCCCCCAGACCAGGCCCCCCUGCUCCUGGACCGGGAGGAUUCCGACCUACGAGACCUGCUGGUCCAACUGUUCCCCAGUCCUUCCCUGAACUCUAUGGUUUGAGCACAGAAGAAUUGGAAAAGCUAAUGGACAAUGACGCAGCAGUUUUGGAGUAUUUCGAGAGCAGAGAUGAUAUAAAGAGACUACAAGAAGAUAGGACGAAGAUAGUGGAACGAAACGAGACACUAGCCCUCGAGAACCUCACCCUAAAACCGCAAUUAGAGGAAAAACAGCAGGAACUCAUUGCUCUGUACUCAGAGUUGGAGUCAAAGCGAAACGAGCUGAGCGAUCUUCAACAACAGCAACAAGCUCUGGCUGACCACUACGCUCCCCAUAACAUUCUGGCCAGACUCAAGAUUGCAGCCUCGGAGGUUGAAGAUGAAACUGAGGCUAUAGCGGAGAAUUUCCUGAACGGUGACAUUGCGAUAGACGAAUUCCUCAAAACAUACAUUCCGAAAAAAACGCUGUGUCAUAGUCGCAGAGCAAAAGAGGAGAAAAUGGAACGGAUGGGAAUCUAGAGAAAACGUGAGGCUGUUUCCAACGAAGAUGAUCCUUAAGUCCUGAUGAUGAAUGAUUUGGAACGAUUCCAAUUUAUUUGCAUCGAGAUUAACUGGCUCGGAAUAUUUGAGUGGCGAGUGCCAAUAGUGGCAAUAAUGGCAACACCAUCUAGAAAUACACGCAAAGAAUUCAGAUACUGUUCAUUAUAAUAUGAUAGUGAUUAUGUUUCGGGAGAUGGUGACUUUCAAAAUCAACCGUAUAAAUUAACUUCUGUCAGACUAUAGCCUUUGAUAUUUAGUUAGGUAAUAAUAAUGAGUACACGGUAACCUUCUGUCAGACUAUAGCCUUUGAUAUUUAGUUAGGUAAUAAUAAUGAGUACGGUAACCUGUUUUAACUUUCAUGAACAUUCUAAAGUCACGAUUGUUUGAUUUUUAAGAUUUGUAAAAAUAUGCCAAGAUGAUUGUGGUUAAUCAAAAUUGCUUGUUAAAUUGGAAUCUGACAGAUAAGAGAACAAUUUGGAGGUGAAAUUUCGUAAAUUUUGGGUUUAAUUAUAUUUUCAUACUAAUUUCAUAAUUAUUACUUCUCUGCUAGACAGUGGGUUACACCGCAGUUCGAAAGUUUGGGAGGUCCUGAAUCCUGAGUCCUGAUGGAUGUUUUUAAUAUCAGGGAUACAACUUAAAGAUUCCAAUAUUUGGCUAAAAUUUAAAAGCGCGUAUGUUAGAGUGUAGUGCAUAGCUUGAUUAUUAUGAAAUUUAAUUAACAUUACUUUUGGUUUAACUUCAUGUGAUUUGUUGUUGGUAAUUAAAUGACUACUACGCAGUACACUCAUGUUAUCAAUCCCAAUCUCUCUAGUUUCAGUUUGUGGGCGACCACAUUUUGUUUCUUUGUAAUUGUCAGAGUUAGAUCGACCAUAAUAGUUCUAGAACUUUCAAAUUACGUAACUGUCUUAGUUUAAAUUGUUAUUAUGACUUUGUAUAAAAGUUGCGUUCAUGGAACAUCUCAGUCUGCUCAUGUCAAUGCUUCCUGGUCUAUGUGAAACGAAUGUGAGCCAGGCGCCUGGUAAGGGGAAAUCCCGUACAAAUAUUGCCGUCCAUAAGCUAAUCACUGCAAGUAAAGUGAAAUGUGGAUGACAUGAUGUAAGUGAGGAUGAAGUUGAACUCAAUAAAAUAACUGUACAUUGUAACUGUACAAUGUACAUCAUAUAAGUAUGUAAAUGGUAAAGUUUUAGUUUUACUUUAAAAUACGG
Messenger RNA from Bolinopsis microptera, 2218 nucleotides. Its product is annotated as vacuolar protein sorting-associated protein 37A-like. NCBI's taxonomy places the organism in Eukaryota, Metazoa, Ctenophora, Tentaculata, Lobata, Bolinopsidae. Gene Ontology annotation, biological process: protein targeting to membrane; ubiquitin-dependent protein catabolic process via the multivesicular body sorting pathway; protein targeting to vacuole. Bases 6 to 992 code for a protein of 328 amino acids. The transcript has 8 exons. The record is from RefSeq and is a predicted model, not a curated record. Gene Ontology annotation, cellular component: ESCRT I complex.